GGCUGGGCUGGGGGCAGGACCAGGAAGUCAGGAAAGAUGGGACCGAGACUUGGCCACAGCCCCAAGUGGGCUGCGUCCGGAACAGGGGAUCAAAAUAGAAUCUGUCUGAGCCUACUGAGGCCCAAGGGCGAGGCUGGUCACUCGGCCUGAGGGAGAAGACAGGGCAACUGGCUCGGACCUCAGGCACAUGCAGAUGACCCGGAGUGUGGACAGCGUCCAGUUCCUGCCCUUUCUCACCACGGAUGUCAACAACCUGGGCUGGCUGAGUUACGGGACCUUGAAGGGAGAUGGGACGCUCAUGUUCGUGAACGCCGUGGGUGCCGUGCUGCAGACCCUGUACAUCUUGGUGUACCUGCACUACUGCCCUCAGAAGCGCACCGUGCUCCUCCCCACAGCAUCUCUGCUGGGGUUCCUUGUCCUGGGCUAUGCCUAUUUCUGGCUCCUGGUGCCUGACCCUGAGGCCCGGCUUCAGCAGCUGGGCCUCUUCUGCAGCGUCUUCACCAUCAGCAUGUACGUCUCACCGCUGGCUGACCUGGCCAAGGUCAUUCAGACUAAAUCAACAAGACGACUCUCCUUCUCACUCACAAUUGCCACCCUCCUUACCUCUGCCUCCUGGUCCUUCUAUGGGUUUCGACUCCGAGAUCCCUACAUCAUGCUCUUACGAUUUCAGGUGCCCAACCUUCCAGGAAUCCUCACCAGCUUUAUCCGCUUCUGGCUUUUCUGGAAGUACCCACAGGAGCAAGACAGGAACUAUCGGCUCCUGCAGACCUGAAGCAGCUCACCUCACCCCUUAUCGCCAGCCGGAUACCAAAGAGAGCCCCUGGGUGCAGCCGGCCCUCUGACCCGCUCCGUGGGUGCAGCGGGUUGUGGGGCGACGGCUGCUUUGCAGUCAGAGGGCUCAACGAAAGAGCUUUACUGAGACGCUCAGGUGGGACCCGGGAGAUGAAUCACGUUUAUUUUUUAAGAGAAAUUAUCUUUUUUUAAUUUUGAGGUUGGGGUGAUUUUUUUAGAAUGUGCCUUAAAAUAAAUUGUUCUCCACCC
Messenger RNA from Lepus europaeus (European hare), 1041 nucleotides. It is a transcript of the gene SLC50A1, whose product is annotated as solute carrier family 50 member 1. Gene Ontology annotation, biological process: carbohydrate transport. Gene Ontology annotation, molecular function: sugar transmembrane transporter activity. Lineage: Eukaryota; Metazoa; Chordata; Mammalia; Lagomorpha; Leporidae. The transcript has 6 exons. The coding region runs from base 188 to 772 and encodes 194 amino acids. Gene Ontology annotation, cellular component: membrane. The record is from RefSeq and is a predicted model, not a curated record.